Messenger RNA from Podarcis muralis (Common wall lizard), 4142 nucleotides. It is a transcript of the gene CRY2, whose product is annotated as cryptochrome circadian regulator 2. Gene Ontology annotation, biological process: circadian regulation of gene expression; negative regulation of DNA-templated transcription; entrainment of circadian clock by photoperiod. Gene Ontology annotation, cellular component: cytoplasm; nucleus. The record is from RefSeq and is a predicted model, not a curated record. Lineage: Eukaryota; Metazoa; Chordata; Lepidosauria; Squamata; Lacertidae. Gene Ontology annotation, molecular function: FAD binding; DNA binding.
CUAGGAUCGGGAGGGGCCACGCCAAGUGUGGCGGUUGGGAACCGGGCGGGGCACAGCGCGCCUGACAGACACGGGCGGCGGUUGUGCUUCUUCUGGCGGCUGCGUUGCUUGACGGAAUGGCGACUGCUUUCCCAAUGGGCCCGGGCUCUCGGUCCUCGGGCGGCCGCGACGCCCGCACCACCGGCGGCUGCUCCGUGCACUGGUUCCGCCGCGGCUUGCGGCUCCACGACAACCCCGCGCUGCAGGCGGCCAUCCGAGAGGGCGGCCCCGUGCGCUGCAUCUACAUCUUGGACCCCUGGUUCGCGGCCUCCUCGGCUGUGGGCAUCAACCGCUGGCGGUUUUUACUCCAGUCCCUGGAAGAUUUGGAUAACAGUUUACGAAAACUCAACUCUCGCUUGUUUGUAGUAAGAGGGCAGCCUACUGAUGUUUUCCCAAGACUCUUUAAGGAAUGGGGAGUGACACGUCUUACCUUUGAAUAUGACUCUGAGCCCUUUGGAAAAGAGAGAGAUGCAGCUAUAGUGAAGCUGGCUAAAGAAGCUGGAGUAUCAGUGAUAAUGGAGAACUCGCAUACCCUUUAUGAUCUGGACAGGAUAAUUGAAUUGAAUGGGCAUAAACCUCCUCUGACGUACAAGCGUUUCCAAGCCAUCAUUAGUCGCAUGGACCUGCCCAAGAAGCCAGUUGCCACAGUUACAAAUCAACAGAUGGAGAUAUGCAGGACUGAGAUCCAAGAAAAUCAUGAUGAAACUUAUGGCGUUCCAUCCCUGGAGGAGCUGGGCUUCCCCACUGAGGGUCUUGCUCCAGCUGUUUGGCAAGGAGGAGAGACUGAAGCAUUAACUCGUCUGGAUAAGCACCUGGAAAGAAAGGCAUGGGUUGCGAAUUACGAGAGGCCAAGGAUGAACGCCAAUUCACUGUUGGCCAGCCCCACAGGGCUCAGCCCCUACCUUCGGUUUGGGUGCUUGUCUUGCCGCUUAUUCUACUACCGGCUCUGGGAACUAUACAGAAAGGUAAAGCGGAAUAGCACUCCACCAUUGUCGUUAUAUGGCCAGUUACUCUGGAGAGAAUUUUUUUAUACAGCUGCCACAAACAAUCCCCAAUUUGACCGUAUGGAGGGGAACCCAAUUUGUAUUCAGAUCCCAUGGGACAGGAAUCCUGAAGCCUUGGCAAAGUGGGCAGAAGGCAAGACAGGCUUCCCCUGGAUUGAUGCUAUCAUGACGCAAUUGAGACAGGAGGGUUGGAUUCAUCACCUGGCCCGGCAUGCUGUAGCCUGCUUUCUGACCAGAGGAGACCUUUGGAUCAGCUGGGAGUCAGGCGUAAGGGUGUUUGAUGAGCUGCUGCUAGAUGCAGAUUUCAGUGUGAAUUCGGGCAGCUGGAUGUGGCUUUCGUGCAGUGCUUUUUUCCAACAGUUCUUCCACUGCUACUGCCCUGUUGGCUUUGGACGUCGAACAGAUCCCAGUGGUGACUUCAUCAGGCGAUAUCUUCCCAAGUUGAAAGGUUUUCCCUCGCGCUACAUCUAUGAGCCAUGGAAUGCUCCUGAGUCAGUGCAGAAGGCAGCAAAAUGUAUCAUUGGGGUAGACUAUCCCAAACCCAUGGUGAACCAUGCAGAGGCCAGCCGAAUGAACAUAGAGCGCAUGAAACAGAUCUACCAGCAGCUCUCACGCUACAGAGGCCUUUGUUUAUUGGCCUCUGUCCCUUCCAGCAUGGAAGACCUCAGUGCCCCCGUCACAGACCCUUCUGCAAGCCAAGGUAGCUGCACAAUGCCAAGGCAGUCACACUAUGGCCAGACAUCUCCAAAACGGAAGCUUAAUGUUGUAGAAGAACACAAUGAAGAGCUGUACAAACGGGCCAAGGUGAUGCCCGCGCAAAUGCCAAAGAACCUACGACAAGAAAUUGUACAUCCUGAAAUGAGAAACUGACAAGGCAAAAGUCAGGUUCUGGAAUAGGCACUUCAGUAGCAGAGAAGGAUUUUUGCCAGAAGGAUCAGAACGUUGACCAACGUUGACCUGUGCAGGAUGCAGUGAGCAAGCUUCAUCAAUAACCAAAAGCCCUGGAGAACAAAUCUCUGGCUUUCCUGAGAUACAGUUGGAGACUGCUAAGAAACGACAUUGAAUAAGACUUGCUCAUUCCUAAAUAUAUACCUGUUACUUCAGGUGGGAUCCAUUUGUUGCUCAAUUUAGAGCACCCCUUAGUGUUCACUCAUCACUUACUAGCAGGUUACCGAGGUGAACCAUGCAAAAUAUUUAAUGGUGCUUACCAUAGUUCCAGGAGCUGCAUCUAUUAAACACUCCAAAUACUGUCUCUGCUAUUCAAACUAGAGUAACACCGUGCACCCAGGUGUGCACACCAACAAAAAUACGUAGACUGCCAAAAUGGUGGCAUGUAUUGAUACAAAAGAGAACAGUGCAGUAACAGCAAUGACCAGUUUGACUUAGGACAGCAAUAGGAAGUAAGAUGGAUGGCCAGAAUGGCAAUAACUAUUCAGUUAGGUGUGAAAAUCCACUAUGGCUCUCCCAACACAUAGUUGUUCAUGUUUGCAUUCAUUGAUGCUGAAAAGAGGUAUCUUAGACUGGAAUACAGUUCUGCAAGAGUGCAGAAUAUAAUACUGGCCACAGAACUUUGCUUCGAUUAAAAAAUGCUGAUUUCAGUUUUUACAAAAGCAAGUUUCUAGUCCUUAUGGUUGCAAAGACAUGCUUGGAGCGUGUGCAUAUUGUUCCUGCUGACCUCUCAGAAGCUUGAUGAACUGCUGAGUGAGAUUUCCUGUGGUCAGAAGGUAUAGCUUCUUGCCUCUCUCCACAAUUAGCAGAAGUGGAGUAAAUCAGGCAAAAUAAAAGACCAAAUGUACUUCAUUUGCAUAAUUUACACAGUUCAGAAAGCUGAGUUUCUCAGCAAAAUCAGAUUACUAUAGCAUAUUUUUAAAAAAAUACUAUAACAGUCCUGCUUGUGUGAACUUGCUUUUUUGAGUACCUCAGAAGCCGUGCCAGUUUUGAAUGAGUUUUCUGACAUUCCCGAAAACUCAUUCAGUUUCUCCUUUUACUGCAAUCAGUUCAUGGAAUGGAUUGAAUCAUGUCUAUUGUGACUUAUGUGGAGUUAAUGUGGCACUGGGAGUAAGAGAGACGGAAAAUACCUCUUUUGUGUGGAUUUUCCUAGCAAUCUCCUUCCAAUGUAGUUGGUCCCUUUUCCCCCAGCUGUAGGUUGCAGUGCAUUUGCAUCACUUUUGUUGAAGUACUCCUCAAGUCCUGCACUGCAUGCAUUGCCUUCACCUUAUGGAGUACUUGGAAUUCUAGCCAGAUAACAUCAUAGCGCCUUCAGAUUAUUGAUCAUGCUUUCUUGAUUUGUUUUCAGUGUAACCUUGGCAGGGUUUAUUCUGCCCCACCCCCCAGUCCAGUCUCAGAUCAGUGGGAAAUACUGAGUUUGUGAUCUUGAGAAGAGAUUGUUUUAUAUAGCAGGUCUCAUAUAGUAACGUGAGCUGUUCUGAGUAAUAUUUUUUCCUGUGUGAAGCACUUCAAUCCUGUUAGAAGUUAGUCUAAGAAGCUUAUCGCAGAUGGAUUCUCAGCAGUAUAUGAAGCUAUAUAAUGCCCUAAUGGUUUACUCUCUUUUUACAACAUUAACUCUGUCAAAAUGGGUGACCUAGACUUUUUGAAUUUUGAGACAGUGAAGGACAGCCUUGAUGACACCUUGAAGACAUGGGAAACCAUCAUUCUAAUUGGGGAGCAUGUGAAAACUACUUUCAGGAACACUUCUCUGAAAGCUUAUCCACUACACUUGUUCAUUGAAACUCUUGGACACACUUCACAAACAAACUAGAUUACUUAUUCAGGCCUCUUGUUAGAUGUCCUUACUUCCUAAGCCAUCAUUUCUGGCUCCUCCCUAGCAGAAAGACAAGUAUAAUCCAUAUUAUCUGGUGUUCUGUCUCCAGAAUACUUAGUGGAACUGGAAGUAGCGACGAAGGAGUGAGCCCUAUUUCCUACUUCAGAGGAAAGAAAUGCACUUUCUUAAUUUCAAAUUCAAACUGUGACUUCAGUUCCUUAAAAUGUAUUCCUGCUUUUACAGUUGUGUUGUAACUAUUAACUUGUUUUAUAAAUGUCUUUAUCCCCGAAUUUCUUGUCGCGGUUAAUUUGAAUUGUUAAUAAAUCCAGCAAAUCCUG